This is a messenger RNA of Pantherophis guttatus, 1933 nucleotides long. RefSeq lists its product as uncharacterized. Lineage: Eukaryota; Metazoa; Chordata; Lepidosauria; Squamata; Colubridae. The record is from RefSeq and is a predicted model, not a curated record.
AGCCUGGGCCCUGGGAGCCGUCUGCCUCUGGACGCCAGGAUGAAGCCAGGGGCCCUCUUGCUGCUUGUGGGCUCCGUGGCCCUCUGGACGGGGCUGCCGGCUGCACCACCCCGAAGUAGUGAGUACCGGCUGUUGCUGAGCACAGGGACUUCUGGACAGCCCCCUCUUCCCCCCAGCGGUGCCCCUGGGGAAGCUCCCCAGGACAAGAUCUCGCAGAAGGAGGAAGCAAAGCUGGCAUGCCUGAUGGGCCAAGAGCCUGAGGUGGCCCAGAAGAGCCCUUUGCCCCAGGGGAAGGAAAGUGAAGAGCCACAGCCUGGCAAGGAAGGCAGCCUUCGCCCCGAGGCAGCAGGUCCAGCCCCCCCUGGAAAGCUUCUCUGUAAAGAGAAGCCACAGCCGGAAAGGCCCCCUGUAAAUAACUUGGAAGUUGAAUCUUCUGGGAGUCCCAGAUCAGUUGAAAAGCCCCAAGGGGCAUCUGAGAAGGACCCCUCCCUGGACACCUGGACUCAGCUGGGAGGAGCUCCUGCCAAGCCCAGCUCUCUUGGCAGAUCCAAGUUGGCUUCCAAGCCAGCAUUGCCCAAUCUGGAAACCUGGAACCCAGUCUGGGAUCCCAGUAAUGUGGCCACUUCUGGUGGGAAGCCAAACACUAGCAAAAAGCCCACUUCUAGCACCCCAGGUGACAAGCCCACGCCUGGAAUGGGGAAGGCCACCCCAACAGAGAAGCCGGUUCCUGGCUCUGGACACACCAUCCAGGACAAGCCAAAACCAGCUUCGGCUGCUGGGCAUCACGUGGGCCCCACAUCUGGAGAGAAGCCAGCUCCUAACCGUGGCCCCGAGGCCCAUGGCAGGCCCGUCACUGGUGAAAAGCCCACACCUGGAGAGAAGCCGUCUUCCCAGGUGGGGCACGAGAAACGCCCGUCUGCCGACAAGGCAACUUCCUCUGAAAAGCCAGAAGAAGAUGGUGAGAGACCGGAAGCUGAGAAGGAGUCCAAACCUGAGAAAGAAGCUGAGGAGGGGAAGAAAACUGAGGAGGAGGAGGAAGGCCUCUUUGAGGAUGAUGAAGAAGAGGAGGAGGGGGAGAAGGGCAAAGAGAACGAAGGAAACCAAGAAGGAAACCAAGAUGGUGACGAUGCCUUUGACAAGGAACUGGAUUACGGAUUAAACACGUCUCCCUUUGACGCCUACUCCUACCACGAUGGCUGGAGCGACGAGGGGGCCGAAGAGGCCGAUCUUGGCUUGGUGGGAGAAAUGGCCGCUCUUCCUCAGGCUGGAGAUGCCAACAAUGAUGGGAAGCCAACAUUUGAUGCCUGGGGAGACCUUGUGGGAGGGUCGAGGCCCUAACGGCAGGCCCAGAAGCGCCUGGAAAGGGAUGGAGCCCAGGAAGGGGGAUUUGAAGCACAAUCUUGGGAGCUUUGAAGCUUUGAAGCUUUCAUUUUUAAACAAAUUAAAACUUCUAAUUUCAAUUUAAUUUGGAGCCAGGACAGUCCCUAAUAAUCUGUGUCGCAUCCAGCUGCUUCCAGACUCCUUGAUUUAUGACCACCAUUGAGCCCAAUGUUUCUGUUGCUAAGUGAGACAUUUGUUUUGUCCUGUUUUAUGAACCUUUCUUGCCACCGUUAAGUGAAUUACUGCAGUUGCUAAGUGAGUCACACGGUUGUUAAGUGAAUCUGGCUUUGACUUUGCUCGUCAGGAGGUCGCAAAAGGGGAUCACGUGACCUUGGGACAAUGCCACCGUCCUAAAUACGAACCAGUUGCCAAGCGCCUGAGUUUUGAUCCCAUGACCACAAGGAUGUUGCAACGGUCCCGAGCGUGAAAAAUGGUUAUAAGUCACUUUUUCCAGUGCUGUUGUAUGUUCUAACGAUCACUAAACAAAUUAUUGUAAGUCAAGGACUAUGUGCACUGCCUAAUACUGUUUUUUUCCUAUAAAUAUAUAUAUAUA